CACAUGAAGAACAACCUUUUCAAGAUACUUUCCUCAAUCGCCUUGGUAUCGAUAUGCACUGCCACUCAAGCACUCACGCAGAGCCAGACAUUUACUAUUAAACUUCGACAUCGACCUGCGACGAUCGAAGCACAUCCGUCCCGGAAGUACGAUACCACCAGCGUAAACGUACAUCCUGAAUUAAAGUUUCAAGGGUCUAGCAGGGUGAUAGGGAAUGCGGGGCCGUUGUCCUGUAGCUGCUUUGGCGUGACUUAGUGAUGUGAUGGUAACUGAAUUUCAUUGCGGCCAAGCACUGGCGAACACAAUCUGAUGAUGCAUUGCCCUUGCCCUCAAAAGAAGAAGAAAACAGUGCCAUCAACUAUCCAGGUGAUAUCAAGGAGGAUGAGCUGCACCCACGUUUCGUGACCCCUUGGUUCCUACGGCUGUUGCAUACUCAUCGAAGUGUGAUCAGUUCCGUACUGACAC
This is a messenger RNA of Suillus paluster, 465 nucleotides long. RefSeq lists its product as uncharacterized. Lineage: Eukaryota; Fungi; Basidiomycota; Agaricomycetes; Boletales; Suillaceae. The annotation marks the transcript as partial. The transcript has 2 exons. The record is from RefSeq and is a predicted model, not a curated record.